Messenger RNA from Oncorhynchus tshawytscha (Chinook salmon), 2222 nucleotides. RefSeq names its product steroid-5-alpha-reductase, alpha polypeptide 1 (3-oxo-5 alpha-steroid delta 4-dehydrogenase alpha 1) (gene srd5a1). The record is from RefSeq and is a predicted model, not a curated record. Gene Ontology annotation, cellular component: membrane. Gene Ontology annotation, biological process: steroid biosynthetic process. The coding region runs from base 434 to 1231 and encodes 265 amino acids. Gene Ontology annotation, molecular function: 3-oxo-5-alpha-steroid 4-dehydrogenase activity. NCBI's taxonomy places the organism in Eukaryota, Metazoa, Chordata, Actinopteri, Salmoniformes, Salmonidae. The transcript has 5 exons.
AGUCCGUGGCUUAUUCCUCGCCAGUUAAGGAAACCAGGGGCAAUGGCUAUAUACUUUAUUUUUGUUUUUUAAACAGCAGUUUGCAUAAAUAUGUAAUGGAAUUCAUCUAAAAUUACUGUAAUUUCAUAUUUUUACCAGUGUGGUGGUUUCUCCUGAACACACCUUGUAGUUGAAUAACAUUGUAUCCAUUUUCAAUUGGCUAGAUAAUGACGAUGCAAAACAAAGUGACUCGAUUGGUUUAUUAGGAGUCAGGCUCCUUUAUUUAUCCUUAUGAUUGGACCAUGGAACUGAGCAGACCAGUGAGAUGAUCGCAGUACGCAUACUUGUGCAAGUGACAUAUGUGUUCAUUAUUGCCUUGGAUACAUUCAUUUUAUUUACAUUGUUUUGAAUACAAUUUUAAUUUCUUACACUAUUUGCAGCUUAUCUGGUAAAUAUGGACAGUAUUAUGUCAAAGCUUUUCGCCUCCGAGACAGAAGAGUUGUAUGUUUUGGACUGCCUGGCAUACUUCAUGAUUUUCAUGGCUGCUUGUACCUUCAUAACAUUACUAUUUGAGAAUGUCCCCUAUGGCAGAUACGCAACAAGCAGAUAUGGAUUCCCCGUCAACGUCAAAUUCGCCUGGUUCGUGCAGGAACUACCUGCUUUUCUGGUGCCACUGUGCCUUGUGCUGUGGACUUCUGCGGCGAAAACCACUCAUCUUCCCAAUCAGUUACUGCUGGUCAUGUACUUCUGCCACUAUGUGCAAAGAUCUCUCAUCUAUCCAUUUUUAAUUCGUGGAGGGAAAUCUACACCAUUUGCAUCGUUCGCCUUGGCCUUUGUGUUCUGCAUCUAUAAUGGCUACAUGCAGGUCAGAUACCUGAGCCACUAUGCAGAGUACUCUGCUGAUUGGGUUACCAGCCCUUGCUUUAUCACAGGCUCUGCGCUAUGGUUGGUGGGUUGGUUGGUGAACGUUCACUCAGACCACAUCCUGAGGAACCUACGGAAGCCUGGAGAGAUCAGCUACAAGAUACCAACAGGUGGGCUGUUUGAAUAUGUGUCUGGAGCAAACUUCUUUGGUGAGAUAACAGAGUGGGCGGGAUUUGCCCUGGCGGCUCAUUCUGUCCACAGCGCAUCCUUCGCCAUCUUCACUCUCAUUGUUCUUGCCAGCAGAGCCUUCGCUCACCACAGGUGGUACCUUCAGAAAUUCGAAGACUACCCCAAAUCCAGGAAGGCAUUGAUACCAUUUGUAUUAUAAUGAUUCACUACAACGAUCCAACCUCCAACAGCCCAACGCAACGAGCUGUGACCCUAUGCUACAUCAUCUGGGGUCUGGUUAGGUUUGUUAUUGCUUGUUUGUUUGGGUUUACCUCAAGAGAAUACGUACAAGGAUGAACACAAUGAGUACUGACAAUUCUAUUCACUGGGAAGAUAUGAAGAGCUCCAGAAACCACAACACCAAUGACAAGAUUAUUAGACAUGCCCUGAUGGAGGCUACAAUGCCAAGUAGAGGCAAUUUAUUUUAUUGAGAAAAAAAAAAUCCUCCAAGAGUGGCUGGAUAUAUUUUUCACAUGGUUGCACUUCAGUUCUCACCAACUUGGUUAUGUCCCGCAAUGAGAUUUACUAUAGUAUGUGGCGACUAUUACUUUUACGAUACUUUCACAGCGGACCAACCAACAGAACCAAUCCAUCUUACAAAGGUUCAGCUCCAUUUCAACACAUCCCCUAACCUCUACCCUUCCCCUAACUCCCUGCAGCAGUGUGUGCAUCUCUCGCCCUCUCUGUUGCGUGCAGGCGGAGAAUGAGCCAACCAUCAAAACACAAUCUGUCAGUAGAGCUCUAGUUUCCCCAGUGAGACAACCCAGUGCUAGAAGGACUGAGAAUUAACUUACUGUCAACACACAGGAAUGCACACAGACAGAUUUCACUGCUUGUGGAAGAAACUAGCUCUUUGUAUAUUCGUGCACUCACGUGUGUGUCAGAGGAAUCUGUCGUGAGCAGUGUUGUAGUCUUCCCCUAUGAUGUGUAGUGCUAGCAGCACUGAGGAUGAACCAACCCUUCACCACACACACACUUCGUGAGGCGACCCCAGCUGAAAAUGGGGUUAUGAACCAGAGAUACAAAUGAGAGAAAUGCUCCAUUCAGUCAGUAAGGCCACUGGAUUAGCCUAUCACCCAGAGCUUGUUGCUGCCAUAGAGAGAGACCAAAAGAAAGGGAGAGUGAAAAGAUAGUGAUGGAGGGAGAGAGAG